Molecule: messenger RNA, 1452 nt
Organism: Daldinia childiae
Lineage: Eukaryota; Fungi; Ascomycota; Sordariomycetes; Xylariales; Hypoxylaceae
Product: DNA-directed RNA polymerase I subunit RPA43
Exons: 1
Coding region: 1-1452 (483 amino acids)
Biological process (GO): DNA-templated transcription initiation
Cellular component (GO): RNA polymerase I complex
Source: RefSeq, a predicted model, not a curated record
AUGGCAGACAACGCAGCCUCAACACUCACGUCGCCGUCCGACAAGAAACUCAAGUCGCAUAAGAAACAUAAGCGACACCGUGAAGCCGAUGGUACCGAGGGCAACGAGCGAAAGCACAAGAAAUCCAAAAGUAGCAGUAAUUCUCAUGCUCCAGAACCAGAAGAUCCAAUCCAGAUAGAAACCAAGUUGGCCGACGCGAUUAUACCAGAGACCGAGGCAAACGGCAACGAUAGUAAAGCAGGAAAAAAGAAGAAGAGGCCAAGACAUAAGGAUAGGGACCAAACUACAGAAAAGACAGAUGAGCACCAAAUAGUGCAAAAUGGCGCAGUGGGCGGAAGCGCCUCCAAAAAGGACAAGAAAAAAUCAAAGGAACACAAGAAGAAACAUGAUAAGAUCAAUAUAGAGGAAUCAGUCAUUCCAGAUAGUCAACCAGUUCCAACAGCACAGGACCAAGAGACAGAGGAUCCCGAACCGGAUUCUAUGGACAUCGACUCAGUUCCAGCCGAGACUUCUAAUUCUGACGAAUUCGGACAAAAGCCGGCAGCCAGCGAAUACCCCUUCUUCACACAAACCGUUUCACAGUACCCCUCUCUAUUUCCAUCAGGUUUGAUCGAGCCGAUAGAAGGGUUUGCGGAUCAGCAUCUGAGACCUCUGCUCAAUCGCUACGUUCCAAGCUUUCGUGGUGUUCUACUAGCCUAUCGAAAUCCCCGUGUUGGAGAGGCACCAGGUAGGGGGUCGCUGACUGAAGAAAGCAAGGCGAAGGAGACCGUCUUACUUGAGUCUAUCAAUGAAUAUGCGGUAGCUUUUGGGUGGUUGACGGUCGACGUCGAUAUAUUCCGUCCGUCUCGAGGCGUGUCCAUGGAAGGUAUAGUGAAUCUACAAGGCGAGGGCCAUAUCGGAGUCGUCUGCUGGGACAUGUUCAAUGCUUCUAUCGAAGCAGCGCGAUUACCUCAUGGAUGGCGCUGGGUUGAUUUACUGUCCAAAGACAAAGAUAAAGGCAAAGACAGAGGCAAGGGCAAGAAAGCGGACAGGGAGAAGACAGCUGAGGAAGCUAAACUCCCGACACCCGAGCCCUUUGACAACCCCGAAGACGAUACCACUCAGAUGCAUACUACCGGUUACUGGGUGGAUGAGACCGGGAAGAGAAUACGAGGAGGGGCUAAGAUCUACUUCCGGAUCAAGCAUUACGAAGUUGGUAUCAGCGGCGAUUACGGAUACCUAAGUAUCGAAGGUACGAUGUUGACCGAGGAAGAAGAGAAGGUUAAAAAUGCCGAGGAGAUGGAGGUCUUAAGACGGCGCAGGCUAAAGCACGGCGGCGUAUUACGAAAAGAGCAGAAGCGCUUGCCGGAAUUUAGCAUGACCAAGUUCGGCGUGAAUGAAACCGAAGACAAUGAGACUCAGCGUGCCCCUGUACAACAGGUCCUGAGUCGUCCAGGAAGUGACACCGAAUAG